Coniosporium apollinis CBS 100218 is the source of this 1071-nucleotide messenger RNA. RefSeq names its product pantoate-beta-alanine ligase. Gene Ontology annotation, molecular function: pantoate-beta-alanine ligase activity. Bases 1 to 1071 code for a protein of 356 amino acids. Lineage: Eukaryota; Fungi; Ascomycota; Dothideomycetes. The transcript has a single exon. Gene Ontology annotation, biological process: pantothenate biosynthetic process. The record is from RefSeq and is a predicted model, not a curated record.
AUGUCCUUAUUCCUCCACGCCCGUUCCUCCACCCGGGCAAUCCACAUCUUCCGCACCGUGCCGCCCCUCCGCACCUACCGCAAACAGCUCCUCCUCUCCGACCGCACCGUCGGGCUAGUCCCCACAAUGGGCGCCCUACACGACGGCCACCUGUCGCUGGUGCGGCUCGCCGCCGCCGAAAACACCGACGUCUUCGUCUCCAUCUACGUGAACCCGACGCAAUUCGGCGUGCACGAGGACCUCGACUCGUACCCGAAAACCUGGGAGUCCGACAUGGCGAUGCUGGAGGCGCUGGACGCGGAGCUCGCUCAAGACAAGGAGGCAGGGGAGUGGCGGGAGGGGAAGCAGAGGGGGAGGAUCACGGCUGUGUUCGCGCCGACGACCAAGACGAUGUAUCCGACGCUGCCGCCGAGUUCGGAGAUUGCGGGCGAGGGCAGCUUCGUGACGAUCACGCCGCUGGCGAGUCGGCUGGAGGGCGCGAGCCGGCCUGUGUUUUUCCGCGGGGUUGCGACGGUGUGCAUGAAGCUGUUUAAUAUCGUCACGCCGACGCGCGUGUACUUUGGCCAGAAGGACGUGCAGCAGACUGUUGUGAUCAAGAGGAUGGUGCAGGACUUUCAUGUCGAUACUGAGGUGCGGGUUGGACCGACGAAGCGGGAGGCUGAUGGGCUGGCGAUGAGUUCGAGGAAUGUGUAUUUGGGGGAGCGCAGGAAGAGGGUUGGUGUGGUGUUAUCGCGGGCGCUGAUGGCGGCGGAGGAGCAGUAUAAGAAGGGAAAGAGGGGUAGAGGGGAUAUCCUUUGGCAAGCGGAUGACGUGGUAGAUCAGAAGAAGCUGGAGCAGGAUGAUCUACCGCCGGCGAAGCGAGCGCUGUUUGAGGUCGAUUACAUUUCCCUCGCGGAUCCUGACACACUGGAAGAGGUGGAGGAGGUGGACGAAAAGAGGGGCGCCAUACUCAGCGGAGCGAUCAAGAUGAAGCCGCUUGAGGAACUACAGGAGGGUGAGGAUUGCGGACUCGGUGGCGGCGCGGUACCGGUCAGGUUGAUUGACAACAUCGUUUUAAAGCCAAAGUCAUAA